UUGGGCGGUAAGGUAUACAAUGUAUACUUGCUUUUCACUUAGGUAUGCACCAAUGCUAUCGCGGCUGGAGGACGUGGAGCAGAAAUUGUGGACGGCGGCGACAGCCAUUAAGCUGCACUUGCGGCUGUUGAAAGGUGAUCGUGAGGCGAUCGGAUGGGCGGAGAUAGCGGCGCUCGCGCUCGUAUGUGGCCGGAUCGAGCAGGUGCAGAGCGAGUUGAGAAACUCGACCACCGAAAUAUUGUCGUUGGCUAGAAAGAGCUUGGCUGGAGGAGACGGUCGAGAAGAAGAAAACGAGCGAGAAUGCGAAGAUGGAGACACCGAGACUGAAGAUGAAGCAGAAGAAAUGGAGAGCGUGAAUGUGGAAACGAGAGGAGGAGACAGUGUUGAUGAAACGUUUGAACGACUGCAUACUGAUGCAGAAGAUAUGCUGAUUGGAGAAGAACAAAGAGAAGAAGAAAGGUACAAAGAGGUCGAAGUGAAGAUGGAACACUCAGAUGUGCCUUCAAGGCUUGAUGAGGAUGCCGAGAGUGAUGUAAAGGCAGAGAGAACGGAGCAGCAGAAUACAAUUGAAGAAGAUGAUGACAGACAAAAGAAUGAUGCAGAGAAUGUGGAAAAUGAGGAGGUGACACUGUGUGAAGAAGAAAAUAUGAUUGAAUCUGGAGUGAAAAUGGAGCAAUUGAGACAGUCGACAGAUGCCAUAGAUGCUAGAAAUGAAUCAGUGUUGUCGAGCUGUGAACAAACGAAACCAAUUCACAAAUUAACAGACGAAGCGAACGAAUCAGUAGAAGAGCAAAUUGCGGAUAAACGGUCGGGUAAUGAACAAAAAGAAGCACAUGAGUGUGCUGCCGAAGCGAAGGGUGUGGAAUGUGGCGCCGAAGUUGCCAUCAGCGGUGAGAAGACUGAAAUACAAGAAGAUAUUCCAGCACAGCAUCAUACUGAGGCUGUUCAGGAAGAGUAUAAGGUCGAAGAAAAUGAGGCACCUGCUACGUCUGUUGCUGCUUCCCAGUUUACAGAAGCACACACAUCUGUGGAUACAGAUAAUGCGAACUGUCACCCAGACGAGGACACAAACAGUGAUGCAAAAAGCCACGAACCUUUGGCAAAGGCCGAUGCAAAAGCAUCCACAAGCGGGUCGAGUAGUUGUGUGGACGAAGCGAAGGCAGCAGUGGGGAUGGAAACUACAAGAGCGGUAGCAACGCUUCCAGUCGCGACUGAUGCGGGAGAACGUGAGAGAACCACUUGCGUGCAGGCACGAAUGGCCAAACUGAAGGUUUGUGAACAGUUUGUGAAGUGGAUCAAUGCUGCUAAGAUUCGCCGUGUGCUUCAGACCGGAACUGCUAGUGUAAAAACAGUCAAAAGCCUCGAAGCCACAGUUACACGUGUGGCAUCAAUUGCCACAAGUAGCAACUCCAACUUAAGCUCCCGAUUGUGGAUCGAGCGAAUGGUAGCAGGUUUGACCCACAUCUUCAAGAUCACCACUAAACCAGAACUCAUCCAAGCUCUCAUUCCAGUACGAAAAAUAUGUUCCCAGCUGCAGCAGUAUUGUACUGCUAAUUUUCUAGAUUAUCUCCAAGAUUUACAAAAUGAUUUAAGACGCAUCGAGUAUUUGCAACAGAAAGGAGAACUUGAUUCGAGCGGAUUAAUUACUUCGGUUCGCUUUCUUCUGGAUCAAUUACGUCAGGACUGCACUAAUUAUUCCACCCAGCACACUGUCGAUGGCUGUAUCUCCCGCACCGAGAAGCAAUGGAAGACCUUGGCGUUGGUGUGUGACCAAAUAGCCACAUGGAUGAAACAAAUUCCUCCAAAUCAGGAGAAAUUGCCUGUCGAUUAUCUAACACUCUCGUUGCAAUCUUUGGGCGCAUUUGAAGCACGGUUUCCGAACAGGAUACCCGUGAAGUUACUGGAGAACAUUGUCUCUAUGGCGCAGAAAACUAAGACCAAUAUUUCAAAUACCAAUGUGGAGAACGAGGCGAAUACUCCGGUAUCGUCUGAUGUUAUUCCCAACACUAAGAAGCGACCUCGUACAGACUCGAACAGCAUCGAGCCAGAGUUUAAGCGACCUGCGGCCAGAGAUCCUUUCGGCCCAGUCAAGUUUAUCGUCGCAAAAUUCGUUGAGGCGGCGUCGAAAGUCAAAGUUUUGGUUUCAAAUGGAAACGAGGCCAUCAACAGUACACAGCAAAUGGGAACCGCUCUGGGUGCUAUGAAGCUAGCUGCGACCUCAGCGAUUAGUGGUGUCACUGAGCUUCUGGAGCAUCCCGACUACCAAGACGACGACAUUGUGACGCGGUUUAGCACUGGAAUGGAGAUCAUGGCGAGUAUUCUUUCUAGUAUUCCUGCACAGGAUUUCAAGUUUGUGUGGUUGGAGCACACCAUGAAUGACUUGAUGUACAUACUGAAUCUUGAUAGCAGCAAAGGUUUGAAAGUGCAGUAUAAGUCGUUGGGUUCGAGCUUUUCGGAGGUGGAAUCGUACCUGGAGGACAAUUUUUUUGAAUGGGAAAGAGAGCCCGUCUCUACUCUUGAUGUGAUGGAGAACCGCGUCCAGCGCUUUCGCAACCGGAAAUUGAAGAAUAUGAUGAGCCCGAUCCAGUCCAUUUCAGGUGGUUUACUUAUUGACAUCAACUACUUUACUGCUCAUAACGUGGAUAAAAAGGUGUUGCGCACUCAAGAGAAUUGGUCCCGCUUCACAGCGGUGGGGAAGGUUCUCGCCGUUUGGAUGUUCCGGGCUCUCAAAUCGAAAGCACGCCUGCCACUGAACUUCUUCAAGAGAUUGUUAGAGCAGCUGCAGGAAUUUGACGCAAAAUUCCCAGACAGAUUGUCUCCCUACUUGUUGAGGAAUACAAAGGCUUUAGCGACGUGGCGGCCAAACCUACAAGGGACCCAGAACCGCCACGUACAUGUCGAGGUGGAAACCAUCAACACUUAGCCAUGGUAUACAGAGUCGGCCAUCCAUCCAAACCUUUAGAAACUACAAGUAGUUUUUAGUCUUCAUUUUUCAGAACUCGCUGUCGUGGAUACCAUACUUUACAUCCCAAUAUUCGAGAGGAAAGAGUGCUAGACCGUAUGAUGGUGAGCAAUCCACGGCCUGAAGGAGAUACUCCCAGUUUUCCACUGACGCAUUCAUGAGUAGUGUAGAUUGGCCAGUCUCAAAAGGAGUAGUGAACUUGGAGGAUGAACCACUCAUGAUGGCAUCGAGAUCGGAGCAGUACGGAGUACCCCCAGCAGCCAGCAGAGGCGUGACCCCUAACAUAUCCUCAACAAGAGGCUCCAUCCAUGACCGAAAGAACGCGAUAUCAGUAUCAGUGACGUCCAAAUAGGCCAAAGCGGUUGAUGGUUCUGCCACAUUUUGCGGAAGUUCGGCGAGAUUCGUGCCUCCGAGUGUUAAAUAGCUCAGUACACCCUCGAAAAGCUCAGAUGGAAGCUGAGUGAUCGGGUUUCCUCUCGCCAUGAGAUACACUGGCCUUAAGUGGGCAAGUGCUGCUGGAAUUUCUGUCAGUUUGUUGUUCUCCAUGUAAAUUCCCGCGCCGCUCGGCCAAUUAGAGUCAAGAUCAUCAGGAAGAGUUUUCAAAUUAGUCUCGCAGAAGUUGAUUUGCCUUAAUCCUGGUGGAAACUCUUGAGACUGCAAGCCAAGUGGAAGCAGACCAUCCGUCAUAUUAACGCGGACCACGGAUAAUACUACCAUUUCGGGGUGAUUUGUGCUACUGAUAGUGCUGUCUGCGCUCCAAUCAACAAUUGUGGAAUUGUAUACUUCGAUCUGCUGCAAACCAUGAAAUUCCACAAAACUUGGGGGAACUUCCAACGCUGAGCAGUGCAGAAUGCGGAGUGUCCACGACGUCCCUUUGUCAAAUUUACUCCACUCGCUUUGAACUUCAUCGAAGCGGCCAGAUAUCCUCAAAGCAUGGCAGUCAAAGUUCACUACAUAACAGGAGGGUAGGAUAUUAGCCAUCGGACGCACUUGUGUUGCGCACUCGUAUAGAGGCUCUUGAAGUGAAGCAUGAACAUGUAAAGCAAGGAGCACAACCCCCCAAGCAGCGUUUGCAAUGUAAACAAAUCUCAAUAACCUUCGUCGACGAUGAACUUGCGGCCCUGCUUCCUUAUAGUAAGAAGUUUGUUGUAACAAUUGACUUCCACUUGCCAUGCAGCU
Molecule: messenger RNA, 4141 nt
Organism: Phytophthora nicotianae INRA-310
Lineage: Eukaryota; Oomycota; Peronosporomycetes; Peronosporales; Peronosporaceae
Exons: 3
Coding region: 20-2923 (967 amino acids)
Source: RefSeq, a predicted model, not a curated record